AUGACAGCCACGAAGAAGACUACAAGCAAGAGACUGAAUGGCGAUCAUGAAGCCACAGGACUUAUAUUGGACCAGAAUGAAGUCUUGAAAGCUAUGAUGGCUGCUCAGAAAGGAAAGGCGAAGGAGGUUGUCUCUGAUGAAGACGACGAAGAUGAGGACGAAGAUGAGGGGUCCGAUGCUGAUUCGGAAGAGGACUUCGAGGAUGAGGUAGAAGCGGACAACAGCGAAGAUGAAGGAAGUGAAGCAUCAUCGAGUAAUACCGAUAUCAACUCGAAAAGAGGGCUGAAACGUAGUCGUGACUUGGAAGAUGAUGGAGACGAAGGAGGAAGUGAUGAAGAUCUACCUAUACAACCCAGUAAUACCGCUUCCACAUCACGUAUAAACCUCUCUUCCAGAACUUCGGCAGCUAUCAACGGUCACAAGGCCCCGCAGAAGAGCACAGUAGAUCCCUCAGCAGCUUUCACAGCCAAUCCUAAACCUUCUUCAGAUACCACUUUUGCAUCUCUCGGUUUAUCCCAGCCCCUCAUCACAGCGUUGGGAUCGAUAAAUAUUCGUAAGCCAACGGAGAUUCAGGCGGCUUGUGUCGGACCUAUACUCUCAGGGAGGGACUGUAUUGGAGGUGCUAAGACAGGUAGUGGUAAAACAAUGGCAUUCGCUUUACCGAUAGUAGAGAGGAUAGCAAGAGAUCCAUUCGGUGUAUGGGCCGUUGUCUUGACUCCAACAAGAGAACUUGCGUAUCAAUUGUCCGAACAAUUCUUGGUCAUCGGUAAACCCCUUGGACUCACCACGGCUACCAUAGUAGGAGGUAUGGACAUGAUGACUCAAGCACAGCAACUCGAAGCUCGUCCGCAUAUCAUCGUAGCUACUCCUGGACGAUUAUGUGAUUUGUUGAGAAGUGAUGGUAUGAGUCAAGGGAAAUUGAGUAGAGUGAGAACUUUGGUACUUGAUGAAGCGGAUAGGCUCCUCACACCGACUUUCGCACCAGAGUUAGCAUACCUAUUCUCUCAGAUACCGCCCAAACGUCAGACUUGCCUGUUCACCGCAACGGUCAGCGAAGCGAUAAUGGAAUUGGCCAAUAAACCUCCUCCACCAGGGAAAGAGAAACCUUUCGUAUAUCGAGUGGAAUCAGAUACUUUAACGGUAUCUCGACUAAAGCAGAAAUACUUGUUUAUCCCUUCACAAAUACGUGAUCCCUAUUUACUUUACCUCCUUCAACAUCCACCUGAAGAUAUUGAUAUUGCUCUACGUGUUGAUCCAAAGAAGAAGGACACUCAAGAUUCAGAUCAGAAACGUAAGAAGGGUAAAAAGAGUAAACAUGUGAAAAUCAUGGAUGAUGAAGAUGAGAAUGAAAAUAUACCUUCGACAAUCAUAUUCACUCAACGAUGUGCUACAGCACACUUGUUACAUCUACUUCUCAACCAGUUAGAAAUACCUUCCGUGGCUCUACAUUCUCACCUUACCCAACCUCAGAGACUACUCUCCCUAGCCCGAUUCCGCGCCCAGGAAGUCAAGGUGUUAGUGACGACGGACGUAGGGUCUAGAGGUUUGGAUAUACCCGAAGUGGCUAUGGUGGUCAAUUGGGAUUGUCCAAGAAGGUCAGAUGAUUAUGUACACCGAGUAGGAAGAACCGCAAGAGCAGGAAGAGGUGGUGUGGCCAUUACGGUGAUUACCGAACGAGAUGUAGAGUUGGUCAAGAUGAUUGAAGAUGAUGUUCAAGUGAAACUACAAGAGUUGUCGUUGCCUGAAGAUAAGGUCUUGGAAAGUAUGAAUAAAGUUGCCCUGGCUAGACGCAUGGCUACAAUGGAAAUGCACGAUUCAGGAUUCGGUGAAAGACAGGCUAUCAAUAAAGCCAAGGCUGUGAAAAGGAUGAAGAGAGAUGCAGCGUCGAACGCUAACUGA
Kwoniella botswanensis is the source of this 1899-nucleotide messenger RNA. Its product is annotated as ATP-dependent RNA helicase DBP8. Bases 1 to 1899 code for a protein of 632 amino acids. The transcript has 6 exons. The record is from RefSeq and is a predicted model, not a curated record. Gene Ontology annotation, molecular function: RNA helicase activity; ATP binding; nucleic acid binding. NCBI's taxonomy places the organism in Eukaryota, Fungi, Basidiomycota, Tremellomycetes, Tremellales, Cryptococcaceae.